Molecule: messenger RNA, 2652 nt
Organism: Pogoniulus pusillus (Red-fronted tinkerbird)
Lineage: Eukaryota; Metazoa; Chordata; Aves; Piciformes; Lybiidae
Gene: MYBL2
Product: MYB proto-oncogene like 2
Exons: 14
Coding region: 61-2124 (687 amino acids)
Biological process (GO): regulation of DNA-templated transcription
Cellular component (GO): nucleus
Molecular function (GO): DNA-binding transcription factor activity, RNA polymerase II-specific; RNA polymerase II cis-regulatory region sequence-specific DNA binding
Source: RefSeq, a predicted model, not a curated record
GCCGCCGCCCGCUCCCGCUGCUGGGCCCAGCGCCGCCCCGGCCCCGGCCCCGGCCCCGCCAUGGCGCGCCGCAGCCGCGGUGAGGACCAGGAUGAGCUGCAUUACCAGGACACGGACUCAGAUGUGCCAGAGCAGCGGGAUGGCAGGUGCAAAGUCAAGUGGACACAAGAAGAGGAUGAGCAGCUGAAGAUGUUAGUAAGACAUUACGGGCAGAAUGACUGGAAAUUCCUGGCCAGUCACUUUCCUAAUCGCAGUGAUCAGCAGUGUCAGUACCGGUGGCUGAGGGUGUUGAAUCCAGACUUGGUUAAGGGCCCCUGGACCAAAGAGGAGGAUCAAAAGGUAAUUGAACUGGUUAAAAAGUAUGGCACCAAGCAGUGGACCCUGAUAGCCAAGCACCUGAAAGGGCGGCUGGGGAAGCAGUGCCGGGAGCGCUGGCAUAACCACCUCAACCCUGAGGUGAAGAAGUCCUCGUGGACAGAGGAGGAGGAUCGCAUCAUUUUUGAGGCCCACAAGGUCCUGGGGAAUCGUUGGGCGGAGAUUGCCAAGCUGCUGCCUGGGAGGACUGACAAUGCUGUGAAGAAUCACUGGAACUCCACCAUCAAGCGGAAGGUGGACACGGGAGGUUUCCUCAAUGAAACUAAAGAAUCCAAGUCACUGUACUUGCUUGUGGAGGUGGAUGACAGAGAGAGCCAAAGUCAAACGAGAGCUGACAGCCAGAGUGUCCUGCCCAGCUGCCCAGUCGAUGUCUCUGAAAUAAAGGAAGAGGAUGUCAGUGAUGAGGAGGUGACAGGUGUACAGGAGUUACCCUCCGAGCUGCCAGCUGCUGAACUGGCAGAGACCAACCCUGAGGGCACCCCAGAUGACCCAGUGCCUGAGGAUGCUUCUUCAUAUGUCACCUCACCCUACAAAUGGGUCGUUGAAGCUGCCAGCUACUUGUGCCCAUCAUCUGUGCCAGCCUUUACUGAAGCUCUGGACAUGAUUGAAUCUGAUCCUGAUGGAUGGUGUGACCUGACCCAGUUUGACCUGCCUGAGGAACCCUCUGCUGGCGACGACAGCAGCAGCAGCAAUAGCCCCGUGAGGCAAACCCCCAGCAAGCCAGUGCCAUCCUUGCCCAACGUCACUGAGUACCGCCUGGAUGGCCACACCAUCUCUGACCUGAGCAAGAGCAGCAAGGGGGAGCUCAUUCCCAUCUCUCCACAUGCCGAGGGCAGCUUUGGCACGCCGCCCUCUGUGCUGAAGAGGCAGAAAAAGAGGAAGAUAUCCCUUUCCCCUGUCACAGAGAAUGCCACCAGCACCAGCCUCUGCUUCCUUGAUUCCUGCAACAGCAUGACACCCAAGAGCACCCCAGUCAAGACACUGCCUUUCUCUCCAUCUCAGUUCUUAAACUUCUGGACCAAACAGGAUACACUAGAACUGGAGAAUCCAUCUCUGACCUCCACACCCGUGUGCAGUCAGAAGGUGAUUGUCACCACCCCUCUGCACAGGGACAAGACCCCUCUACUCCAGAAGAACUCAGCGUUUAUCACUCCAGAUCAGAAGUAUGUGGUGGACAACACUCCUCACACCCCCACACCUUUCAAAAAUGCCCUAGAGAAAUAUGGACCACUUAAGCCUCUGCCCCAGACUCCUCAUCUGGAAGAAGAUUUAAAAGAGGUGCUUCGAAGUGAAGCUGGCAUUGAACUUAUCAUAGAGGAUGAUGUGAAGCCUGAGAAACAGAAGAGGAAACAAGGGCUGCGCCGGAGCCCCAUCAAGAAGGUCCGGAAGUCUCUGGCCCUGGACAUCCUGGAUGAAGACAUGACUCAAAACGUGCCUGCCCUCCCCAAGACUGUCUGCUUCAAAAGAGCCCAGCCUGUGAAUUUCCUGUCAAGGUCCCUGAACCUCUCCUCCUCCAGCAGGAAGAACGACAGUGGUUUGCUCAACAGAGCCUUUGUGCAAGUGCAGCCAGAGAAAAUGUCCUACAGGAAAAUGCCAAGCCAUUUCAGACCACCAGCACCAAUGACCAGGGCUUGGAAAGCGGUAGCCUGUGGUGGAACCCAAGACCAACUCUUCAUGCAAGAGAAAGCUCGACAGUUUUUGGGCAUGUUGAAACAGAGCCACACAUCAAGGACCUUGAUCUUGUCAUGAAGGAUUGCUUUGCUUAUUUUAUUUUAUUGCUUUAAAGUUGUUUUUGUUUGUUUGUUUGUUUUCUUGAGGAAGGGGGAACCACAGAAGAAAUAACCUCUGCCAGGCUGUGGUGUGUGAGGUGGUGUUUUUCCUUCUGCUCCCAGGUAGAUUUUUAUUGUACUAGCUGGGGCUAACUGCUGGCUAGCGUUUGGAAUGCAAGGUUGGGGAUCAUUAUGGACAGGCAGCCAAGGGAGGGCUGGAGAGCAAGCAGCAAGACCUAGCUUUGCAACAGCAGCAGCACUCAGCAGCCUUCUGGCGUGGAGCAGCGUCCUGGAUUUCCUGCUGGACACUCUGGUACCUCAGAAAUGGCUUUUGUGAAGGUUCCUGCAUGUCUUGUGGCUCCCAGUUCCUCUAGGAGGGAGGGAGACAUGCUUUGGGCUAACCCAUGUUUGAAGCUAGCCCCUUGCUUGGUCUGGGCUGUUCUGUGCAGUGGGUGCCUCUCCUCAGGGCUGUGCCCCCCGCCUCAAAUAAAUGAUGGUGCUAAUAUCA